This is a messenger RNA of Drosophila biarmipes, 1154 nucleotides long. Its product is annotated as tetraspanin-7. Gene Ontology annotation, cellular component: membrane. The coding region runs from base 236 to 925 and encodes 229 amino acids. The transcript is spliced from 4 exons. Lineage: Eukaryota; Metazoa; Arthropoda; Insecta; Diptera; Drosophilidae. The record is from RefSeq and is a predicted model, not a curated record.
ACACACUGUUUCGGUUUCGAUCUCACAUCAGCGCCAGUUGAUUCGCACAGCUGAAGCACAGCGGUCAGAGUUUCGAAAGAUCUUUCUCGCACCGCCACAUCCGAGGGAUACGUAUCUGAAACUGGCUGCUGGCCGCUAGCCAUAUAUGUCUGUUCCGCCUCUGAUGCAUUCUGCUCGCCUUCGUUGAUUUCGACAGUCGGUCUCCAGUCGCAUCUUCGGUCCAUCCACAGUCACCAUGGGUCUGGGCGCCACUACAGUGAAGCAUGUGCUGCUCUUGCUGAACUUCGUGUUUUCCGUGCUCGGUCUGGCGCUGAUCGCCUUCGGAAUUUUCUUUUUGAUCUCCGCCGCCGAGAAUGCAGUCAGCAUUGGUGAAAAUGUGGCCGGUGGCCUGAUCAUCGGCCUGGGCGUUGUCAUCCUGAUCAUCGCGAUCUUCGGCUGCCUGGCCGCCAUCCACGAGGCUCCUGUCAGACUGCUCAUCUACGUGGGUGCCGUGGUGCUCCUGAUCCUCUCCCAGCUGCUGUUCCUCAGCAUGACCUCCCAUGGCACCAAGGACGGCAUCUCGGGCAGCGUCAACGAGGGCUUCGACCGCCUCUGGGAGGCGGAACGCAACCAGACGGGCGCCCUGAGCUACUACGAGAGCUGGCUGCAGUGCUGCGGAGUGAACAGCUCCGAGGACUACUGGAUCAUCCAUCACGGCAUACCCUCCAGUUGCUGUCUGGACAACAAGUGCUUGGACUCAAAGGACAGGGUGUUUAAGCCCGGCUGCAAGGCCGAGUUCGUCAAGUAUCUGGACGAUAAGCUACUGGUAUUCAAAAUCGUCUGCUGGCUGCUUGUCAUCGGAGAGGCUGUGGGAGCUGUUUUCGGUUGGCUGCUCUACAGCAGCGUUAAGAACCAGAGCCGACGCAAUAAUGCCGUCUGGAUGUGAAGCGUUUCUAAGUCAUCUGAGUAUUGAUUAAUUCUAUAUUUUUAGUCGUUUUCCAAUCAAAUGUUAAACUUCUGAAUCUUUUAACUGCUGUUUACUAAUAGGUAAAAUUCUACAGAUAUUUUUGCACCAAUUACUUACAUUACAAGCUAUAUUCUUCAAAAUGUGUACAUAGGUUUUGAGUUCAAAAAAUAGGCUGUUCCGUGAAAUUAAAUAAUUAGUAUGGAAUAAA